Molecule: messenger RNA, 736 nt
Organism: Physella acuta
Lineage: Eukaryota; Metazoa; Mollusca; Gastropoda; Physidae
Molecular function (GO): protein binding
Source: RefSeq, a predicted model, not a curated record
GCGUGUUAUUGUGCGCUCAGCCAUCAAAAGUAGAAUCUCAAUUUUUUAAUUUUUUUUUUUUACAUUCCGUUUUUUCCUCAAAUAUCAUUAAAAACAACAACAACAUGAAUACGAGAUCCCCGUAUACAAAAGCUGAACAUACCGAAACUAACUCGAGGUUAUGGCCGAUCGUUACAAUGUGGACCAGUUGGGAUGUUGAGAGAUUUAUUAAUGAUAUUGGUUAUGCCAAAUAUGCUAAAUGUUUCAGUAGAAACGCCAUUAAUGGCCACGAUCUUUUAACUACAAACGCCUUUGAUCUUCAAAGGCUUGGUAUAAGUCGUAUGGAGGAUGCCAUCAAGGUAGACCAUUUGAUCAAACAAGCAGCUACCACCAUGGCUUACAAUGAGGAGAGUCCCAAUGAGCCACCAAACAGAUCAUACAACAAAGGAAACGUGCCAUGCAGUAUACACAAGAGAUACACCCCUGAUGUCAUCCACCAAAAGGGUAUCUCCCUACCACCUCUGCCAAUCAAUAUGAAUUACUUUUGUGUACCCUAUCGAGACAGAGGGGACCGACUCUAUCGCUAUGUACCUCCGAUCCAGGCCUAUCACGACCACUGUAUGGUGAUGGGACGUAAGGAUGCUUGGAAACUUUACAACUCCCAGUUCUAGGCUCAAGCUAUUUCUGUUUUCAACACUCACAUAUUACAUCUGACAAUGAACAUUCUAAAAAUAUUAAAAACAUGGAUGAUGCUGAA